GGCUUGACCGGCGCGAUGUUCCCCCAGUACACAGUCAACUGCAGCACCUACAACAGCAGCAGCUGCUUCUCCCCGCCUUCCCUGGGCUUCUUCUGUCUCUCCAACGGCACCACACUGAAAACCGUGUGUCAGGCCUCGGAGGCUGUGUGCAACUCCAACGGGACCAUCCAGCUGGAUGACUCUUUCGCCUCCUGUCGUGUGAAUGUGACGACAACCAACCCAACGACAAACAGCAACAACAACAACAACAACACUGCCUCAGUGAUGACGCCGCUGCUGUCUCUGACAGUGGUGACAGCCUCAAUGGCCUUGGCCAUACCCCCCGUCCAGUUCCUUACACCAUGAGUAGAGUAAUCUGCUACGUUUAACCUAUCUGUGCCCGUGGUUUUAUGCACCCCGCAUAAUUUAGCAAAAUUUGAUCAUUUUUAAAAUAAAUUUCUGAUUAUUUUCCUUCAUCAUUCUCUGUUAAAAAUUAACCGAUUGCACAUUUUUGGGCUCAGUUUGCAUAAUUUCAGAAUUUUUCUUGCAGAACAAAACGACCAGGACAGACCUAUAAAUUGUCCAGUUCAUGAAACUUGC
Aplysia californica (California sea hare) is the source of this 579-nucleotide messenger RNA. Its product is annotated as circularly permutated Ras protein 2-like. The record is from RefSeq and is a predicted model, not a curated record. NCBI's taxonomy places the organism in Eukaryota, Metazoa, Mollusca, Gastropoda, Aplysiida, Aplysiidae. The transcript has 2 exons. Bases 16 to 345 code for a protein of 109 amino acids.